Molecule: messenger RNA, 2182 nt
Organism: Cicer arietinum (chickpea)
Lineage: Eukaryota; Viridiplantae; Streptophyta; Magnoliopsida; Fabales; Fabaceae
Product: ATP-dependent DNA helicase Q-like 1
Biological process (GO): double-strand break repair via homologous recombination
Cellular component (GO): chromosome; nucleus; cytoplasm
Molecular function (GO): ATP binding; four-way junction helicase activity; 3'-5' DNA helicase activity
Source: RefSeq, a predicted model, not a curated record
ACAUCGUUGAGCCAGCCACUGCUGCCCUUACAUAACGGUUCAAAGGAAAACGAGAGGAAGCAACUACAAAAUUGAAUUGGAAGCAGAAAACAGGUAGCGCGGGAAUGGAAACAGGAAGCAGUAGCAAGAAGAAGAAGCAGCAACAGAAACAGCAACACGAUUUAGAUUUAGAGAAAGUUCGGUUAAUCAGUUUAGCUCUUGAAUUCGGCUUCGACGAACACUCCGCUAACCAAUCUUUCGAUCGUCUUCUCGCUCUCUACGGUGACGAUGGUCGUGAUUUUAUCACCGUUGAACAUUGCGGCGAUGAUUUUCUCGCGGCUUUGGCGGAGUCAGCUCCAGACACUGAGGAAUGGGAUGAUCUUCACGAAAUGGAAUCACAAGCUUGUGGAACUUUGAAUCACGUGCUUGAUGAAGGUCUUGCCACGUGCGUUGAUGCUUCCGACUCGUUUAUUGAUAUUGUUGACAAUUCGCCUCAACCUAAGCAACACCGAGCCAAAUUUGUGGAGUUGGGUUCAAGUGACGAUGAGGAUACAAAUUUUCAUCCUCCAAAGUCUGUGGAUGGUAGAAGUGGCAUUACUCAAGGCUCAGUUUCAUCAACUUCCAGAAAAACACACUCCUCCUUUUCUUCAAAUGGUAGAAAUAGUAUUCUCACAUAUGAAGAAUUGCAGGCGCUAGAUGAUAUUGAAUUGGCAAAUAUUGUUAUCUUCGGUAAUAUGACAUUUCGAGCAUUGCAGCAUCAAGCAUGUAAAGUAACUUUGGCAAAACAAGACUCUUUUAUUCUUAUGCCUACUGGGGGUGGUAAAUCUCUUUGCUAUCAGCUUCCAGCAACCCUUCAACCAGGAGUUACGGUAGUUGUAUCUCCCUUACUUUCACUCAUUCAGGAUCAGAUAAUAACACUUAACCUCAAGUUUGGAAUACCUGCUACUUUUUUAAAUUCUCAACAAACUACUUCCCAAGCUGCAGCUGUUCUCCAAGAGCUGAGAAAAGACAAGCCUUCAUGCAAGCUCUUGUAUGUGACACCUGAGAGAAUUGCCGGAAACCAAUCAUUUCUUGGGAUUCUAAAAUGCAUGCAUCAGAAGGGACAGCUAGCAGGUUUUGUUGUUGACGAGGCGCACUGUGUUAGCCAAUGGGGACAUGAUUUCCGGCCUGAUUAUCGGGGAUUAGGAUCUCUCAAGCAAAACUUUCCAGAUGUACCUGUCAUGGCAUUGACUGCCACUGCAACUCACCCAGUUCGCGAGGACAUCUUAAAUGCUUUAAGAAUUCCACAUGCAAUUGUUCUUGAAAGAAGCUUUGACAGACCAAAUUUGAAGUAUGAAGUGAUUGUUAAGACAAAGGAACCACUGAAGCAGCUUGCACAACUACUAGUGGAUCGUUUCAAGAGUCAGUGUGGCAUUGUAUAUUGCCUGUCAAAAAGUGAAUGUGUCGAGGUAUCAAAGUUUUUGACUGAGAAAUGUAAAAUUAAGGCAGCAUAUUACCAUGCUGGCUUGGCUGUCCGCCAGAGAGUUGCUGUUCAAAAGAAAUGGCACGAUGGAGAGGUCCAUAUUGUAUGUGCAACUAUUGCUUUUGGAAUGGGGAUAGACAAACCUGAUGUUCGAUUUGUCAUCCACAAUACAAUGUCAAAAUCAAUUGAAAGUUAUUAUCAAGAAUCGGGAAGAGCUGGAAGAGACAAUCUUCCUGCAGUUUGCAUUGUUCUAUACCAGAAGAAGGAUUUUAGUAGAGUUGUAUGCAUGAUAAGAAACGGCCAAGUAUAUAAAAAGGAGAGUUUUAAGACAGCAAUGGUUCAAGCCAAAAUGAUGCAACAGUAUUGUGAAUUAAAGGUUGAAUGCCGAAGACAAACCUUACUCAAACAUUUCGGAGAAUCAUUCGAUAGAAAGACCUGCAAGUAUGGCUCUAGUCCUUGUGAUAACUGUCUCAAGACUGCAUCGUGAGUUGCUGCAGUUUCAAGUAUGAUAUAUACUCUAUUCUAUCCCGUUCAGUGGACCUUUUUGUUUUAUUUUUAUGGUGGUGUACGUUGAGAAGUUAAAAUAUUUCCCUAGUUUGUUAUUUUUCAGAUCUAAUUUUGAGGUACUAGAAGUAAGUAUAUACAAAAGUAACAAAAUUGAUCAUCCAAGAUUUUGUACUAAAACUUUGAAGAAAGCAGAAAGAGUUAAAUAUGGCACCGCUAUAGAUUCUUUCUUGGCCA